Messenger RNA from Drosophila mauritiana, 1827 nucleotides. RefSeq lists its product as uncharacterized. The record is from RefSeq and is a predicted model, not a curated record. The coding region runs from base 1 to 1827 and encodes 608 amino acids. The transcript has 2 exons. NCBI's taxonomy places the organism in Eukaryota, Metazoa, Arthropoda, Insecta, Diptera, Drosophilidae.
AUGAACAUCAGCGCACUGCUCAACUCGUACUACGAUUUGUCCGGGGAGCAAAUGAAUCACAUCAACGAGUUCGUGGCCCGGGCAGUGCUCCACGUAGUGCACCACUACAUCCUGAGUGUGACCCCGUCGUUGGUUUUGACCCUUUGUUGCCGGAGCAAUCACACGUGCAAUUUCUACAACGAGAUGAUGAACACCUUGUUCCGGGAAUGGGGCUUGGCCCCGCUGCAAAUCGUCAAUGUACUGCGUGGUGUUCCGUGGCAUCCGGUUCCGGGUCGUCGGCACUUCAAUGUCAUUUUCACCGACUCCUUUGCCGCCUUCGAGGAAAUCCGGAUGGAGUACUAUUCCAGAGAGUACAACUACAAUGAGCACUAUUUCAUAUUCCUGCAGGCCAGGGAUCGUCUGCUGCAGGGCGAGAUGCGGCUGAUCUUCGACUACUGCUGGCGCUAUCGGCUGAUCCAUUGCAGCAUCCAGGUGCAAAAGUCCAACGGGGACAUCCUAUUCUACAGCUACUAUCCUUUUGGAGAGCAUGGUUGCUCGGAUAUGGAACCGCAGCUAAUCAAUCGCUAUAAUGGCAGUAUGCUGGUCGAACCGGAUUUAUUCCCUCGCAAGUUGAGAAACUUCUUUGGGUGCCCCCUAAGAUGCGCCCUUUGGGAUGUCCCUCCCUUCCUUACAUUGGAUGAGGACCAGGAAGAGGUACUGCUCGUCAAUGGUGGCUACGAGGGUCGGUUGCUCCUGGCGCUUGCCGAGAAAAUGAAUUUCACAAUUGCUGUUCGAAAGGUACAUGUCAAUAUGAGAGAUGAGGCUCUGGAAAUGCUGCAACGAGACGAAGCGGACUUGACUCUGGGCGGGAUUCGUCAGACGGUGGGCAGGGGCAUGGUGGCCACCUCGACGCACAACUAUCACCAGACCCGCGAGGUGUUUGGAGUCCUCGCCUCCAGCUAUGAACUGAGUUCCUUCGACAUCCUCUUCUAUCCGUACCGCCUACAGAUUUGGAUGGGAAUCCUCGGCGUGGUGGCCUUGUCCGCUCUCAUCCAAUUGGUCGUUGGCAGGAUGUUGCGGGAGCGCAUGGGGUCACGGUUCUGGCUAAAUCUGGAGCUAGUCUUCGUGGGCAUGCCGCUGUUGGAGUGUCCCAGAUCGCAUACCGCUCGUCUUUAUUGUGUCAUGCUGAUGAUGUACACCUUGAUCAUCCGGACAAUCUAUCAGGGCUUACUGUACCACCUGAUACGAACCCAUCAACUGAAUCGUUGGCCACAGACCAUUGAAUCACUGGUGCAAAAGAACUUCACGGUGGUGCUGACACCCAUUGUGCAGGAGGUGCUGGACGAGAUUCCCAGUGUGCAGCACAUGAGAUUCCGCCUGCUGGAGGGCAGCUCCGAGCUGGAUCCCCUGUACUUUCUGGAGGCUAACCACCAACUGCGGCAGCAUGUCACCGCCUCCGCCCUGGAUAUUUUCAUCCAUUUCAAUCGCUUGAGUGCGGAGAAAGUGCAUCAGAGGGGAGAGCAGGGGUCAGGAGCUCACUUUGAGAUCGUUCCGGAGGACAUCAUCAGCAUGCAGUUGACGAUGUAUCUGGCCAAGCACUCCUUCCUCAUCGACCAGCUCAACGAGGAGAUUAUGUGGAUGAGAUCAGUGGGUCUGCUCUCCGUUUGGUCCAGGUGGGAACUGUCCGAGAGCUAUUUGCGCAACGAGCAGAGCUUCCAAGUCCUCGGCACUAUGGAGCUAUAUGCCAUCUUUUUAAUGGUCAUGGUCGGCCUGAUCGUUGGCCUGCUUGUCUUUAUCCUGGAACUUGUGUCAAUGCGAUCCAUUUAUUUAAGGAAACUUUUUACGUAG